GUAUCCUUUCUUCCCUAAACUCCCUUCCCAUCCAGGGUGCCAGGCAACAUUAAGCAGCAUUCCAUGUACUAUACAGUAGGUCCUAGGUAGUUAUCCAUAUUAAAUAUAGCAAUGUGAACAUGUCCCCAAACUCCCUAACUGACAAAUUAAAAAACUGAACAGAGCGAGGCGUGGAGCUAAUCAUUAGAACAGUACUGUUCCAGUCUUCUUAGUUGCGCCACCCGCCCGCUCCGUCCAAGAACCAGAGAAUUCGCCGCGUGACAGCACCCCGGAGACCCCGCCUAUCCAGUGCCUGGAAUUCCACCAUCAGCGCUUUAUUUCACGGGCCGGCGCUGUCCCGGGUUAACCUGAAAAUAAUCUCCCCUUUCUGGCUUUCGGGGAGCCAGAGACAGACGGGACACACAACUCUGCACGAGGAUACCGGGGCCAGAGUAGCUCAGAGGGGAGAGAGGACUGUGCUGGGGAUCCUAGGGAGGCUUCCUAGCGGAGGGGACCUUGGAACAAGGCACUGAGGCUGUUUGUCAAGGGAAGGGUAUCUGAGGCAGAGGGACGGCGGGAGGGAAGGCUGGGGAGGGGCGAGAAACUGUAGAGUUCCGAGAAAAGGAGAAGUCUUCCCAGAAAUUUGGAAUAGAUUUCCCCAGGGCCAGGGAGUAGGUUACCCGGAGCUCAUCCCUCCCGGCCACUGAGAUGCUCUUGAAAGUGAAAGGCACUCAGUCGUGUCCGACUCUUUGCGACCCCAUGAACUGCAGCCCACCAGGCUCCUCUGUCCUUGGGAUUCUCCAGGCAAGAAUACUGCAGUGGAUUGCCACUUCCUUCUCCAGGGGAUCUUCCCGACCCAGGGAUCGAACCUGGGUCUCCUGCAUUUCAGGAACCUGGCCUCUCUAGGAUCCUAAAAAUUCUGUCUAAUGUUGCUGGAGGAACACCAUUUCACUGCACCGCAGCGGGCGAGCCCUCGGCUUCUUUCCCUGUCAUUAGCCAGUAGAAGCGAAGACCUUCACUGGAUGGGCGGCACGUCUUCUAAGGGGCCCAAUGAUAAUCGACAAUUGUUGAGCACUUGACCAGUCACGCCGCAGAGUGGGCGGGACCUCCUGCGAGGACUUGCAGACCCACACGGCAGGGUGGGCAGGCGGGUAGCUGGUUGUGAAUCCAUGUGGCGGGGGCUGUGGACCCUGGUAUCCCGGGCUGCACGUGGGCCUCACAGUCCCAGACCGUGCACGCGCCAGGGCAGUGGUUACCCGGCCCCCGGUUCCGGAGCCACUAUCUUCGCUCUGAGCUCUGGCCAAGGCCGCUGCGGCAUCGCGGUGAUCCGAACCAGCGGCCCUGCCAGCGGCCACGCCCUCCGGAGCCUCACGGCGCCGCGGGACUUACCCCCGGCCCGCAAAGCCUGCCUGCGCCUGCUCAGCGACCCCCGCUCUGGGGAGCCUUUGGAUCGCGCGUUGGUGCUUUGGUUUCCAGGUCCCCAAAGUUUUACGGGUGAGGAUUGCGCGGAGUUCCACGUGCAUGGAGGGCCGGCCGUGGUGAGUGGUGUCCUGCAGGCCCUGGGCAGUGUGCCAGGGCUGAGGCCAGCGGAAGCAGGCGAGUUCACCAGGAGGGCGUUCGCCCACGGGAAGCUGAGCCUGACGGAGGUGGAGGGGCUGGCAGAUCUGAUCCAUGCAGAAACCGAGGCGCAGCGGCGACAGGCCCUGAGGCAGCUCGAUGGGGAGCUGGGUGACCUCUGCCGCGGCUGGGCCGAGACCCUCACUAAAGCUCUGGCCCAUGUAGAGGCCUAUAUCGAUUUUAGUGAGGAUGACAACCUGGAGGAAGGCGUCCUGGAUCAAGGUGGGUCCCCCUGGGGGUGGGAGGUGGAGAUAUCUGGCAUCCAGCGCCCCCAGGUCCUCUUACUCUCUCUCUCCCUUCCUCCAUCCACAGCUGAUAGUGAGGUGCGGAAGCUGGAGGUGGCACUGGGCGUACACCUUCGAGAUGCCAGGCGCGGGCAGAGGCUCCGCUCAGGAGCGCACGUAGUGGUUGCGGGACCUCCCAACGCCGGCAAAAGCAGCCUGGUGAACCUGCUCAGCCGGAAGCCUGUGUCCAUCGUGUCCCCGGAGCCGGGGACCACCCGAGAUGUUCUGGAGACCCCGGUGGACCUGGCCGGGUUCCCGGCGCUACUGAGCGACACUGCGGGGUUGCGGGAAGGCGUGGGGCCUGUGGAACAGGAGGGCGUGCGGCGCGCCCAAAAAAGGCUGGAGCAGGCUGACCUCAUUCUGGCCGUGUUGGAUGCUUCUGACCUGGCCUCUCCGGCCAGCUGCAACUUCCUGGACACCGUUGUCAUCCCGGCAGGAGCCGGGAACCCCAGUGGGAACAGCCAGCGCCUCCUGCUUGUGCUGAAUAAAUCGGACCUGCUGCCCGCUGGGUGCUCAGACCCCCAUCCUGACCUCCCCUCCCACCUGUUGCUGUCUUGCCUGACGGGCGAGGGACUGGACGGCCUCCUAGAAGCACUCAAGAAGGAGCUGGCUGCCCUGUGUGGGGACCCGUCCACAGGCCCACUUCUGACACGGUCGAGGCACCAGCACCACCUCCAGGGCUGCCUGAGUGCCCUUGGUCAGUACAAGCAGGCCAGAGACUUAGCCCUGGCAGCCGAGGCACUUCGGGUAGCCCGAGGGCAUCUGAGUCGUCUCACUGGCGGAGGGGGCACCGAGGAAAUUCUGGAUAUCAUCUUCCGGGACUUCUGCGUGGGCAAGUGAGGGGGCAGCUGAAGCUCAGACCCAGACUGGAGGAGCACCCAGAAGCCUUGGGGUGUCUGGGAACAGCUUAGGCCAAGUGGGGGAACUUGACCCCAAACCACGAAGCCUCUGUUGCUGGUAGUGACUGAACGGCAGCCGGCCAGAUUUCGGGGGUUUGGCCCUGAGUGGGGCUGAAGGGAGGUCCUCUGGGGCACAAAAUGCUGGGGGAGGAGGAGUGGAGGAUCAAGACGGAGGUCGAAAGGUCUCAGAGGUUUUUUUUUUUUUAUAGGUUUUAAUUUAUUUUGCAAAUACCAAAGAACGGUAAAAAAUGGGUGAUCCAGAAAUAUUUGAACACCCUCUCCUUGGUUGUUGUAUCCUUCCAGAACUUUCUGUGCAUGUUUGCAUGCUUGUGGAUAUGCCUAUAAAAUAUAUUUUUUCUUGUAUUUUGUA
Molecule: messenger RNA, 3149 nt
Organism: Dama dama (fallow deer)
Lineage: Eukaryota; Metazoa; Chordata; Mammalia; Artiodactyla; Cervidae
Gene: GTPBP3
Product: GTP binding protein 3, mitochondrial
Exons: 9
Coding region: 1149-2720 (523 amino acids)
Biological process (GO): tRNA wobble uridine modification; tRNA methylation
Cellular component (GO): cytoplasm; mitochondrion
Molecular function (GO): GTPase activity; protein binding; GTP binding
Source: RefSeq, a predicted model, not a curated record